GCUCAGAGCCCAGCCCACCGCUCAGCUGUUAUCGACUGACUUGCUUGUACAGUAGCUGCGGAGUGAAUACCUAGAAUCUGAGAAAUUGCAAAUAUGUUGGGUUGUUUCAUGACGAAAAGGAUCGAAAUUGUUACGCUUUUAUUUAUGCUGGCGGUUUUCCCCGCAGUUUACUCCUGUGAUCCAGCAACACAGUAUGAUAAUAAUGGGGAGUGUUGUAAUAAGUGUGGGCCAGGCACAAGGAUGUCAUCCGACCAUAGUGGUUGUUUUGAUCCACAUUGUAUGCCCUGCCAAGAGAAUGAAUACCAGGAAGCAUUCACAGAGAAGAUCAUCUGCAAAGUGCAACCAUACUGUGACCAAAAUAAAAACUUUGAGGGCAGUACCAAUAGGAGCAAAACAAGCCUCAGCCAAUGCAUAUGUAAGGCAGGACACCACUGUUCCAGUAAAGAGUGCCUGACAUGUGUACCACACACUAAAUGUGGACCAGGACAAGAGACACUUUACACCGGUGACCACAUCCGGGACACGGUGUGUCAGGCCUGUCCUGCAAACACCUUCUCCAGCGACAGCUCAGCAGAGAGCAAGUGCAAGCAAUGGACAGUUUGUGACAAAGGAUCCAAAACUGAAGCCAAUGGGACAUCCACCUCUGACAUUGUCUGUGUGUUAGUACCCACAUUCUCUGGAAGAAUAGCAGGAUGUUCCCUUGUGGUUGUUGCAUUGGUCACGAGUGUUGUGGGCAUUAUCCUGUGGAAAUAUAAAGGUAAACAUGGAGAGGCCUACAAGAAAGGAAAGGAACCCUGUGUGGAGUGUCUAGGGUGGGAGAGGAGACCUACAGAAGACAGAAACAAUGAAGGGAGAAACUCAGAAGGACCUGAUGAGGAAAGGGAACAACUCAAACCUAUGAUCCAAAAUGGAAAGCCACUAUCACCACCAUCACCAGGUACUCAAACACCAGUGGAGAAUGAUGUCAACGACUCUCAAGCCGAGUCUUCUGCCAAAACUGAAGAGAUGACAGAAAAUGGACAUGUGGUGGCACAGGAGCAGGGUAAACAACACAAUACUUAUUUGUCUGAUCCACAAAUGGUAUCACAUAACCACUCGGCUUUACCCAGUGCCGAACACAAUAUACAAUGGUCAGAUUGUGCAUUACCAUGAAAUAUUCAUUAAAUAUUGCUGAAUAUGCUGUACAUUGUAAACUGUUUUAAAAAGUAUUGGUUGUUACUGUAUUAUGUUAAAGAACAUUUUCAUAAGCAUACUAGAGUAUACCUGUAUUGUGUUUUCUGUUGUAAUUACUCUCCUUUGCACUAAACUAUUGGUUAAAUCAACGUUGUUUCCACAUCAUUUCAAUGAAGUUACAUUGAACCAACAAUAGACGUGGAAUUGGAACUGUGCCCAGUGGGUGUGUUGGUGAAAUGACCAAAUCACCCUCUAGUGGCCUCAUGGGUGGAAUGUUAUUCAUAUGUUUCAUAAUUAAUAAAAUGUAAAAAAU
Oncorhynchus mykiss (rainbow trout) is the source of this 1486-nucleotide messenger RNA. Its product is annotated as tumor necrosis factor receptor superfamily member 5. The record is from RefSeq and is a predicted model, not a curated record. Gene Ontology annotation, biological process: immune response-regulating cell surface receptor signaling pathway. Gene Ontology annotation, cellular component: CD40 receptor complex; external side of plasma membrane. NCBI's taxonomy places the organism in Eukaryota, Metazoa, Chordata, Actinopteri, Salmoniformes, Salmonidae. Gene Ontology annotation, molecular function: protein binding.